AUGUGUGAGCUGGAGUGACCUUUAUGCACAAUGUCUUUCCAAAGGCCUAUCCAGCAGAACAACAAUUUGGUGGACAACGGCACAGGCCCAGCUUAUAGCUUGUACUCUGCGCCCACAGGUAGCCCACAAGUGGAUAAUAAGAGGCUUCAAAUGCUGGCGGAAACAGUGGCCACUUUGCCCCGGGGACGAAAGCAGAGUGCUUUGACCAGAUCAAGUUCUUUGGGUGACUUCUCCUGGCCACAGAGAAGACUGGUUACUGUGGAAAAGCAGGAUAAUGGAACAUUUGGAUUUGAAAUUCAGACUUACCAACUGCAGAACCAAAAUGCCUAUUUGGCCGAGAUGUACACCUAUAUCUGUAAAGUACAGGAGGGAAGUCCAGCUUACCGCUCUGGACUGCAGACUGGUGAUGUCCUUGCCAAUAUCAAUGGAGUUAACAUGGAAGGUUUUACUCACAAGCAAGUGGUUGAAUUGAUAAAAUCUGCAGGAAACAGGUUAAGGCUGGAGACAGUUAAUGGAACGAUGAUUCUUAGAAGGGCAGAGCUUGAAGCCAAGCUGCAGGUCCUGAAGCAAACCUUGAGGGAAAAAUGGGUGGAGUUCCGAGCUUUGCAGUUACAGGAACAGCAACUGCUUCAUGGCGGUGCAGUCGACAACUCAGGACUGGAAAGUCUGCAGUCCGAAGACUCUUCGGCUGAAAGCUCAUCAGGACUGGCUGCCUCUUACCAGAACCGCAAUAACCGCCUUUCCAGUGAAAGCAGCUGUAAGAGCUGGUUGAGCUCCAUGACCAUGGAGAGUGAGGAUGGCUACCAGACUUGCAUGUCUGAGGAUUCAUGCCAGGAAGCCCUGAGCCGACAGACGAGCAUGGAGGAUGAGUGUUUUUUCCUCAGGGACAGCGACCAGGCGCUGAGAAAAUCUUCCACCAGGAGGAACAGGAACAUCAGCACUGCCAGCAGCGGUUCCAUGUCCCCCUACUGGGAAGGUGGUGGCACCAAUUUCGUCAAUGUGUUUGGGACUCUGCCACGAAAGAGCAGAAAGGGGAGUGUUAGGAAACAAUUUUUGAAAUUCAUUCCUGGCCUGCAUCGGGCAGUGGAAGAGGAAGAGAGCCGAUUUUGACCAGGGAGGAGCCUUUUCAAAUGACCUCAUCCCACUGCAAUGGUGAAAACACGCUGCAUGAUCUGAACUUCGGCCCCACCCAGUUCAGUGGAAGUGAGGAGAGGACUUAUGAAACUGACAUGGCACCUCACGGGCAGAAGUGGCCUUUAUUUAAAUGAUUUAUCUACAUUUUGUUGCUCUUGUUUCAAAUCGUUUUUGAACUAACUAAAUUCAGAAGGGGCAUAAGUCCCAGAUCUGCUCCUUACCACCUGGGUGACUUUGGGCAACUCGCUUAACAUCUCUGGGCCUUUUACAGAUGAGGAUGUAUAAAAUGAACGCGUUGGACUCAAUGGCUUUGAUUAUCCCACUUAAAUUGUUGGGGAUGGACUUGGUUUAUUAAUGCAUGAGAAAGUAUAUGCCACAUCUGAUGUUGCCUAUGCAAGGGAGGGAAUAUUUAUUAUCUAGAUUGUGUGAAAAAUAAGCUUGAGACGUUUAGACUCAAAUCAGAAAAAAAUGAAUACAUAUUCAAGUAAUAUGACUGCUUGGAAUAUUUUUUUUCAUCCACAGGCUCCUUAGUGGGUUUGCCUGAGACCAAAGUGCAGUCUGGAGAUGCUUUAAAAUCAAAGAAUUUCAAAAUAUAUACAUUUGAAUGUAUAAAUUUAUACUAGAUGUUAGGGACCAGUAAUUAUCGAUGCCGCUGAGGGACAGAAUAAGAGAAGAUCAUUAAAGAUGUAUCAGGCCGAAUUUAGCUUGGGAAUCAGGAUGCAUUUCCUGACAAAGGGGGUUAUAGAGACUUUGAAAUGGGUUGUUGAGGGUAAUUAUUAAUUUUCCUUCCCAUGAAACCUUUAAAAACAUGAGAAAUUCUCAUCUCUCAAGGCUGGUUCAAAUGUGCUCCUUCCUGAAGAUGGAAUAGGGAUUGGAUCCCAUCACAACAUACAUAGGUUUUGUGAUGAUUUUCUCCCCAUUGUCCAAAGGCCUAAGAAAUUGGAUCCCAAGAUAUUUUCUCUUGUCACCUCUCAUAGUCUAGUUGUGCCUUUUUGAACACUUCUGUAUUUACUAUCCAUCAGGGUGCACAAUCAUUAAGGCUUCAUAGCUCCUGAGAUGAAUGUGAUUGUCAUUUUCGCCCUGGAGUAAAUCAUCUGAGCUACCAGUAAUAAUCCUUUAGUUUUUCAAAUACUAAAUAUUUCUUGGAUAAGGGAAAGAGGAGACUGCACAGUCCGAAUGGGUCUACUGCUACACAUCAGUAAACUUCUAAGAUAAUCCAAAAGUUUUAUAAUUUGGGAGAAACAUUGAAAAUUUAUAAUUUUUCUAAAAGGAGAGCAGGCAGGUAGAGUAAAAAAAAAUGAUAGCAUUUAUAAUUAAAAAUCUUUUCCAAAUUCAUAGUAAUAUAGAAUUUAGGUGAAAUAAAUGUAUAAUUGGGCUUCCAAUAAAUAUUAUUUGAUAUUGCUUUGCUGCUACUAAAUUUUCCUAUGACACUCCCCUGUACUAUUAGGCUACCAUUUAAGGAAGGAUUUAAAAUAUGCAGGUUUGGGGGACUGUAUAGACACAAUAUCUUUGGUCAUUUGCUAUUUGGGGAAAAAAUUUAUGUGCAAAGAAAGUUCUGAUUGUUUCUGUUAUUCUGACUAUCCACAAGCAAGUUUUCUGACAUGUUCAUUUUGAGGGCAAUUGAUAGCACUCUUACCAAUAAAUUAUGCUC
Trichosurus vulpecula (common brushtail) is the source of this 2785-nucleotide messenger RNA. It is a transcript of the gene CYTIP, whose product is annotated as cytohesin 1 interacting protein. The transcript is spliced from 8 exons. Gene Ontology annotation, cellular component: cell cortex. Bases 31 to 1110 code for a protein of 359 amino acids. Gene Ontology annotation, biological process: regulation of cell adhesion. The record is from RefSeq and is a predicted model, not a curated record. NCBI's taxonomy places the organism in Eukaryota, Metazoa, Chordata, Mammalia, Diprotodontia, Phalangeridae. Gene Ontology annotation, molecular function: protein binding.